Messenger RNA from Effrenium voratum, 1062 nucleotides. The record is from the annotation of a GenBank genome assembly. NCBI's taxonomy places the organism in Eukaryota, Dinophyceae, Suessiales, Symbiodiniaceae.
AUGGCAAGGACGAUUUGGGUGCAACAGCUGUCUGGGAAAGCCGACACGUUUCCAUUGUCGACCGACAUGACUGUCCGCGAGUUCAAAAGGAAGCUGCACGGAUGGCUACCCUGCGAAGAUGAGUCGAAGCGCAACAUGAGCUCCGUUGGGGUGGUGGUAGGAGACAGGCCUCUUUUGAACAACCAGGAGAUGCUGUCAAAAGCAACUGCAGGUGCAGAAGUCUUGGCUUUCCUCAGCAUUCUGCCAGUCACAUGCUCCAGCUCCCGUGCUGCCGGCUGCGAGCUCGAAGAUUUGCGUGAAGUGAAGAUUUCAGAGGGAGAAGAUCGGGUUAGAUCGUAUGCGUUCCACCGCUGUAGCUCGCUGGCAAGUGUGACCAUCCCCGACUCCGUGACUCACAUUGGGUAUAGUGCCUUCUUAGGCUGCAGCUUGUUGGCAAGCGUGAUUAUCCCCGACUCCGUCACCCAGAUUGAGAAAAGUGCCUUCCGAGAUUGCAGCUCAUUGGCGAGCGUCAAGAUCCCCGGCUCCGUCACUUGCAUUGGAGGAAGUGCCUUUGAAGGAUGUAGUUCUUUGGCAAGCGUGAACAUCCCCGACUCCGUCACCCAGAUCGAAAAAAGAGCCUUCCAAGGUUGCAGCUCAUUGGCCAGCGUCAACAUCCCCGACUCCGUCACUUGCAUUGGAGAAAGUGGCUUUAAAGACUGCACCUCGCUAACAAGUGUGACUAUCCCCAGCUCCGUCACUUGGAUUGGAGUAAGUGCCUUUGAAAACUGCAGCUCACUGGCAAGCGUGAACAUUCCCGACUCCGUCACUCGGAUUGUAAGAAGUUCCUUCCGAGGUUGCAGCUCACUAACAAGUGUGACUAUCCCCAGCUCCGUCACUUGGAUUGGAGAAAGUGCCUUUGAAAACUGCAGCUCACUGGCAAGCGUGAACAUCCCUGACUCCGUCACUCGGAUUGUAAAGAGUUCCUUCCGAGAUUGCAGCUCAUUGGCCAGCCUCAACAUCCCCGGCUCCGUGAUUUGGAUUGAAAACUGCGACUGGCUGGUGUGCCCAUCCCCGACUUCGUGA